AACACCAGCUGUGCGCUCAAUAACUUAUCACCCAGCCCUAAGGCCUCCCAUCACUAAAAGAGACUGUGAACAAAGUGAAACGCAAAAAAAAUUUCAUCUGUUUUCUCAAGCACUUAAUUCGAAACCCUCAAAAGUAUAUCAUGGGAAGAAAGAAUGACAAGUACAAGAAAGGUGGGCAGGAGAGCGCCGCAGCACCAGAGCCGCAGCAACAGCAACCGCAACAACAACAACGGCAGCAACAACCGCUGCAGCAGCAACAGCAAAACCAACAAGGUUUGGAACAACAGCCAUCCACAAGCUCAGGCGGAGGCCAAAAGCAGAAAUUCCAAGGAUGGACAGGACAGAAAACACAAGGCCAGGCUCGGGAUGGCUCAGGUUACCAACAGCAAGGACAAUGGCGGCCUGCACAAGGUCAACAACGUGGCCAACAGCAAGGGCAAGAGGGUGGCUACCAACAGCGUCCGCCUGCACAACAACAAGGUGGCCACCAGCAGGGACCACAAGGAUGGCCUGCACAGGGUCAAAAAGGUGGCUAUCAGCAAGGAGGACAACGACAAUAUGGUGGCUAUCAGCAAGGUCAGGGAGGAUACCAAACCCAGAGCCAAGGCCAAUACCAAUCUCGUGGACCACCUCAGCAACAGCCAUCCACAAGCUCAGGCGGAGGCCAAAAGCAGAAAUUCCAAGGAUGGGCAGGACAGAAAACACAAGGCCAGGCUCGGGAUGGCUCAGUUGACCAACAGCAAGGACAAUGGCGGCCUGCACAAGGUCCACAACGUGGCCAACAGCAAGGGCAAGAGGGUGGCUACCAACAGCGUCCGCCUGCACAACAACAAGGUGGCCACCAGCAGGGACCACAAGGACGGCCUGCUCAGGGUCAAAAAGGUGGCUAUCAGCAAGGUCAGGGAGGAUACCAAACCCAGAGCCAAGGCCAAUACCAAUCUCGUGGACCACCUCAGCAACAGCAGGCUGCCCCAUUACCAUUACCGCCUCAGCCAGAAGGGAGUAUUAAGCGGGGAACAAUCGGCCGACCCGGGCAAGUAGCCAUCAACUAUCUGGACCUUGACAUGUCCAAAAUGCCUUCUGUGGCAUACCACUAUGACGUGAAGAUCAUGCCAGAGCGCCCCACAAAGUUUUACAGGCAGGCAUUUGAACAAUUUCGCAUGGACCAAUUGGGCGGUGCAAUUCUUGCCUUUGAUGGCAAAGCCUCUUGCUACUCGGUGGAUAAGCUGCCGUUGAAUACCCAAAAUCCGGAAGUGACUGUGACAGAUCGUAAUGGUCGUACCUUGCGCUACACUAUCGAAAUCAAGGAGACUGCUGACUCGAACAUUGACCUUAAAUCGUUAACUACUUAUAUGAAAGACCGAAUUUUCGACAAGCCCAUGCGAGCAAUGCAGUGCUUGGAGGUUGUGUUGGCUUCACCCUGCUACAAGAAAUCCAUUCGUGUUGGUCGUUCCUUCUUUAAGAUGUCCGAUCCUGGUGAAAGUUACGAUCUGAAAGAUGGAUACGAGGCCCUGGUCGGUCUUUAUCAGGCUUUUAUGCUGGGCGAUAGGCCAUUUUUAAAUGUAGAUAUAUCGCACAAAUCCUUUCCGAUGCCCAUUCCGAUGAUCCAAUAUUUGGAGGAAUUUAGUUUAAAUGGAAAAAUCAACAAUACAACAAAUUUGGAAUAUUCGCGACGCUUCCUUGAGCCGUUCCUCAGAGGAAUCAAUGUGGUUUACACGCCUCCUAAGUCGUUUCAAAGCGCUCCAAGGGUAUACCGUGUAAAUGGACUUUCUCGUGCCCCGGCCAACAGUGAGGUCUUCGAACACGAUGGGAAGAAGGUCACCAUUGCGUCCUACUUCCACAGUCGCAACUACCCAUUGAAGUAUCCCCAACUUCAUUGCUUGAACGUUGGAUCUUCAGUAAAGAGUGUUAUGCUGCCCAUCGAGCUAUGCAGCAUCGAGGAAGGUCAGGCCCUAAACCGCAAGGAUGGAGCAAGACAGGUAUCCGAAAUGAUAAGGUUCGCAGCCACAUCGACGAACGUGCGAAAGGGCAAGAUCAUGAAGUUGAUGAAAUACUUCCAGCACAACCUGGAUCCGACCAUCAGUCGUUUUGGCAUCCGCAUUGCCAACGAUUUUAUUGUGGUCAGCACCCGCACCUUAAACCCACCUCAGGUUGAAUAUCAUAAUAAGAAGUUCAGUCUGGUGAAUAAGGGGUCGUGGCGCAUGGAUAAUAUGCAGUUUCUGCAGCCGAAGAACGUGGCGCACAAGUGGACGGUCUUGUAUUGUGAUUCGAGGAGUGGUGGUCACAAAAUAUCCUAUAACCAGAUAAAUGACUUCGGGCGAAAAAUAUUAUCCCAAAGCAAGGCAUUCAAUAUAAGCUUGGAUCCUGAGGUGUCUAUCAGACCGUUCACGGAAGACGAGCGCAGCCUAGACACUGUUUUCGCGGAUCUGAAGCGCAGCCAUUACGAUCUGGCAAUUGUGAUUAUUCCUCAGUCUAGAAUUUCUUACGAUACAAUUAAACAGAAGGCCGAGCUACAGCAUGGGAUUUUGACGCAGUGCGUUAAGCAGUUCACCGUGGAAAGAAAGUGUAACGAUCAGACGAUUGGAAAUAUUCUACUUAAGGUCAACUCCAAGCUGAACGGCAUCAACCACAAGAUCAAGGAUGAUCCUCGACUGCCGAUGCUGGUGAACACCAUGUACAUGGGAGCCGAUGUGACCCAUCCCUCUCCCGAUCAGCGCGAGAUUCCCAGUGUGGUCGGCGUAGCAGCCUCACACGAUCCCUACGGAGCUAGUUAUAACAUGCAAUAUCGUUUGCAGCGAGGGACUUUGGAGGAGAUCGAGGACAUGUACACAGUAACUUUGGAGCACUUGCGCGUGUAUAAGGAGUACCGUAACGCCUACCCUGAUCAUAUCCUCUAUUACCGAGAUGGCGUGAGCGACGGCCAGUUUCCGAAAAUCAAAAACGAGGAACUGAGGCAUAUUAGACAAGCCUGUGACAAGGUGGGCUGUACACCUAAGAUUUGCUGCGUGAUUGUGGUGAAGCGUCAUCACACUCGCUUCUUUCCCAGCGGCGUCGAAACGCCAUCGAACAGGUUCAACAACGUGGACCCCGGUACCGUGGUCGAUCGCACCAUUGUGCAUCCCAACGAGAUGCAGUUCUUCAUGGUCAGCCACCAGGCCAUCCAGGGCACAGCCAAGCCAACACGAUACAAUGUGAUCGAGAACACAGGCAAUCUUGACAUCGACUUGUUGCAGCAGUUGACCUACAACCUGUGCCACAUGUUCCCUCGUUGCAAUCGCUCGGUCUCGUAUCCGGCCCCGGCCUAUCUAGCUCAUUUGGUAGCUGCUCGCGGACGCGUUUAUCUGACUGGCACCCACAGGUUUCUGGAUUUGAAGAAGGAGUACGCAAAGCGCACGAUUGUUCCCGAAUUCAUGAAGAAAAACCCCAUGUACUUUGUCUGAGCAACUUAUUGAAUCUUAUUUUUCAUCCUUUUAUUAUCACAUUUCUUAAACCAUAUUACAAAUAUAAAUUAUGUAAAGGAGUGUCUCUUUUGAUUCCAUGAUGAGCUAAGAUUUUAAAAGCCACCUUGAGAUGGUCCGCCAAAUAUUGUUCUACGUUACAUUUUUAUCAAUUUGUUUGUGGCAUUUUAGAACCUCAAAAGGGUUGGUAAGCUUAUAAUGGAUUCAACAGAGCAAUCUUCUUUUUUUAGGCAUAUUCAUCAACAUUAAAUAAUAUUAAAAUUAAAAGCUCA
Drosophila simulans is the source of this 3730-nucleotide messenger RNA. Its product is annotated as protein argonaute-2. The record is from RefSeq and is a predicted model, not a curated record. The transcript is spliced from 8 exons. The coding region runs from base 141 to 3440 and encodes 1099 amino acids. Gene Ontology annotation, molecular function: RNA binding; protein binding. Lineage: Eukaryota; Metazoa; Arthropoda; Insecta; Diptera; Drosophilidae.